Messenger RNA from Triticum dicoccoides, 1027 nucleotides. Its product is annotated as putative 2-hydroxyacid dehydrogenase HI_1556. The record is from RefSeq and is a predicted model, not a curated record. Bases 296 to 919 code for a protein of 207 amino acids. NCBI's taxonomy places the organism in Eukaryota, Viridiplantae, Streptophyta, Magnoliopsida, Poales, Poaceae. Gene Ontology annotation, molecular function: NAD binding; phosphoglycerate dehydrogenase activity. The transcript is spliced from 5 exons.
GCCGCUGGAUUUGAUAAAAGGGCCUGCAAGCUGCAAAAAUUUGGGAAAAAAAUACAUGAUGAGCCUAUUAAACAUGGUUUCUGUUUCACGUGGAUCCUACUUAGUACAAUAUCCAACAAUUUAGGCAAUCGGACACUGAUUUCAAGCCAUGGUUCAUCAUGUUGCAUAUAUUUGUACCGAAUAUUCACUCAGUUUUUUGUUAAAUAAGCUACCUUUGUAGCUUCCAUCAUUUGGAAGAUAAGUUUUUUUAGUUUAAUAACUAUAAGUUACUUCUGUCAGUUGUAAUGGAAUAUUCAUGUUUUGGACUUUGGCCAUAAUUUGCAGAAGGAAAUGGAUACUGCUGUCAUUCAGAAGGACUUGGGCCUUCCAGUUGGAGAAGCAAUAUUCGGGAAAACAGUAUGCUUUUCGUAUACUUAUCCUGGGGUUCGGAGCCAUUGGCAUGGAAAUUGCCAAGAGACUAAGACCAUUUGGAGUGAAAAUUCUUGCUACAAAAAGAAACUGGUCAUCAAAUACAGUGUCUUGUGAUCUUGAUGGGCUGGUUGACAAGAAAGGUGGUCCAGAAGAUAUGUACGAACUCGUUCGAGAAGCUGACAUAGUUAUAACUUGCAUGACGUUAAACAAUGAAUCAGUUGGGAUUGUGGAUCACAAGUUCCUGUCAGCUUUGAAAAAGGGAUCAUAUCUCAUCAAUAUUGCCAGAGGGCGCCUACUGGACUAUAUGGCUGUGUUUAAUCACCUUGAGUCAGGUCAUUUAGGUGGUUUAGGCAUUGAUGUUGCUUGGACGGAGCCAUUCGAUCAAGAGGAUCCAAUUCUGAAAUUCCCAAAUGUUAUUAUAACACCACAUGUUGCAGGAAUCACAGAGUUGGUUUGCACUUGUUUCUUUGCAAUACACAGAGUUGGUUCUCAUUUACCAAUCAUGUAGUUGUCGUUAGUAGUUAUAUCUUGACAACUCCUAUAGUGACAUUAUACUAUUUGUGUUAAAAGAACUUCUAGAUUCAGAAGCGCCACAUUUAUUUAUUUAUUUUUGAGC